Molecule: messenger RNA, 1377 nt
Organism: Anthostomella pinea
Lineage: Eukaryota; Fungi; Ascomycota; Sordariomycetes; Xylariales; Xylariaceae
Source: the annotation of a GenBank genome assembly
AUGGUCAUGGAGGAUAAAGCAGAAAAGGGCGAUGUCCGCAGCCCAACCGACACCAUGGGAAUGGUCAACGUUGACGCCAGCCAGACGCCGCGAGACAAUGCCCCAGCAGCCGGAGCAAGCCCGGCAUCGCCAACCCCGGGCAGUCAAGCCCUCCUCCCGGACGCGGUCCCGGACGGAGGCUCAGCCGCCUGGCUCGUGCUUCUCGGGUCCUUCGUCGUCAUGAUCGCCACCUGGGGCCUCGUCAACACCUUCGGCGUCUACCAGACCUACUACGAGACCGACCUGCUGCACGACCACUCAUCCUCGGCCAUCAGCUGGAUCGGCUCGCUGCAGGCCGCCUUCCUGAUGGUCAUGGGCGUCGUGUCCGGGCCCUUGUACGACAGGGGCUACGUCCGGCAGCUCGUCGCCGCUGGACUCUUCCUCGUUGUCUUUGGCAUGUUCAUGACGUCGCUGUGUGCUAGCUACUGGCAGGUCGUGCUCGCGCAGGGUAUUUGUGUCGGCGUAGGUUGUGGUUUGUUGUUUUUGCCCUCGACUGCUAUCCUGAGCCAGUAUUUCGAUCGCCACCGCGCUGUGGCUAUUGGGGUUCAAAGUGUGGGCUCGCCGCUGGCCGGGAUCGUGUUCCCGAUCAUCUUUAGUCGGCUGCAGCCGGUCGUGGGCUUUGCUUGGGUUACGCGGAUUAUUGCGUUUAUUUUGCUGGGCAUGGCGCCGGUGCCGCUGCUGUUUCUAAGGACACGCGUGCCGCCCGCGAAGAAGAGGCAGGCAUUUUUGGAUGUCUCGGCUUUUGGGGAUGUGCCGUAUCUUGUUUGGGGCGCGGCUGGCUUCUUUGCGUUCUUGGGAUUGUAUGUGCCCUUCUUCUACGUCCAGCUUAACGCCAUCCGGUACAACAUCACCAGCGCCGACUUCUCAGCCUACCUAGUGACGCUCCUCAACGCCGGCAGCGUCUUCGGCCGCCUGCUGCCGAGCUUCCUCGCCGCGCGCCUGGGCGCCAUGAACAUGCUGAUCGCCACGACCUUCAGCGCCUCCAUCCUCGCCUUCGGCUGGCUCGGCGUCGACAGCCUGGCCGGCGUGGUCGUGUUCGCGCUGCUGUACGGGUUUUGUAAUGGCGGCGUUACUAGCCUGCCGCCCAGCGCUAUUGUGACGCUCACGCCCGAUAUGGGCCUCCUUGGCACGCGAAUGGGCAUGGUGUUUAUGGUAUUUGGAUUUGCGGUGCUGUUUGGGACGCCGGUUGCGGGCGCGAUAUUGAGGGAUCCAAGCGAUGAUGGGGCGUGGAGGGGCUUGAUCGCGUUUUCGGCUUCGACGCUUUGUGUGGGUGGUGUGUUGUUCUCGCUCGCCCAGUUUUUGCAUUUGAAGAGAGCGCGGAGGGCUGGCGUUUCUUGA